AUGGGCAUAAUACCUCUAUUCUUUUCUCUCCAAAGCAUAUCGGAGUGUCUUGCGCACGGGGCCCUUGCGCUGUAUGUCCUCUACAGCUACAAGAAGUGCAACGUGUACGACGCCCACUACACGGGGGCGUCCAUUUACAUAAUGUGCAGCGACUUUUCGGUGGACAAAGUGCUCAAAAUAGCAUACUCGUACUUCUACUUCUAUUUCCUCGUGCUGUUGGCUCUUCUUGUGAUGGCGCUGUUCACGCUGGGCUCCUGCUACACCAUCACAGACAACAUUGUGGUGGCCGGGUCUUCUAUUAUUUGCUCGUUUGUGUUUUUGAUCCUGUUCUACACCGCAACAAACGGGGCCAUGGACAUGUUUUCUCUUUUGAUCAAAGCAUCUGCUUUUUUUGUCUUUGAAAUGGCCAUAGUUGCCAUGAUUGUUCUGAGCCAGAACUUGUAG
Molecule: messenger RNA, 444 nt
Organism: Nematocida major
Lineage: Eukaryota; Fungi; Microsporidia
Exons: 1
Coding region: 1-444 (147 amino acids)
Source: RefSeq, a predicted model, not a curated record